This is a messenger RNA of Tachysurus fulvidraco (yellow catfish), 3329 nucleotides long. It is a transcript of the gene mazb, whose product is annotated as MYC-associated zinc finger protein b (purine-binding transcription factor). Gene Ontology annotation, molecular function: RNA polymerase II cis-regulatory region sequence-specific DNA binding; DNA-binding transcription activator activity, RNA polymerase II-specific. The record is from RefSeq and is a predicted model, not a curated record. The transcript has 7 exons. Bases 607 to 1950 code for a protein of 447 amino acids. Gene Ontology annotation, biological process: regulation of transcription by RNA polymerase II. NCBI's taxonomy places the organism in Eukaryota, Metazoa, Chordata, Actinopteri, Siluriformes, Bagridae. Gene Ontology annotation, cellular component: nucleus.
AGCACCGCGAUUUAAAAAAAAAAAAAAAAAAAAAAAGAUGUCAUCGUGCGAAGGGAAGCGCCGAGGUGGAGCGGGAGGCCGCGGCCGGGCUACGGCACCGCUUGCCCGGGUCACGGCGUGAACGCAACACCGAGGCUUCGAACAAAACACCCGAUUGGCCUGUUCGGGGCGGGCGGGGGGACGCCAGGGAAGGGGGACAAAAAUAACACAGAUUUAUCAAUUGCUUCUGUUUUUAAACCUCUUUCAACAUCCCUUACUGUGUGUGUGACGGCUUAAAGCAGGUGUAAAAACGAGCCAGAUCAAGACGUUCUGCUGCAUGUUGUGUGUUUAUAACGCUGUUUAUAACGCUGUGUACCUGACAUUAACGCGUCGUGUGACGUUUCCGGCGGUUUGUUUACACAUAAAUGUGCAGCGAACAGGGUGUUAAACCUGUAAUCAGUGCAGUGGCUCAAGUGCAGCAGACAAUAAUAAUAAUAAUAAUAACAAGAAUAAUAAAAAGGAUCGUUGUUAUGGAGGGUUUUGUGUGUUAGAUGAAAGCAGCAGGUCCUCAGGGUCGAGCCGAAAGCUUUAGUCUGUAGUUGUUUGUGUCUUCACCUGCGGAACAACAUGGAUGCUGCGUGGAGCAGUUUUCUCUUCCAGACCACGCCCACCCAGACCCAUCUCGAGGGCUCUCUCCAAUCAGAGCUCAUGCAGGUGCACACGAGCUCUCCCCAGAGCCCGCCUACAGAAUCCAUAGAAACGCCCCCCUCGACUGUAGACACCACCGCCCUCAGUGAGGACCCUGUACCUGAAAAGCCACCUGUUCGUCCAGGCCGUGCUGCUCAUAUCUGUGCCAUUUGCAACAAACAAUUUAAAAAUAGCUACAACCUGCGGCGGCAUCAGUCUGUUCACACAGGUGUGCGUCUGAAGGGAGGGUCUUCCCAGAACCGCGAAGGCGUUUCUAAAGAGGCCACCGAGCCUCUGUCCCUGCUCCAACUCAGCAUAGUUCCACCUGCUUCAGGGCUUCCUGUUCAACCUCAGCAGCAGCCACCACUUACUCAUGACACCAGUGAUUUAGUCAUGACCAGCACCGUCACGCCUCUCCCCCCUCCCGCAGCAAUUGUCAUGCCGACCGGAGAGCCAGUCCAGCAGAGGCCGGUGAACCCAACCCCAAAUGCUAAUGUAGUGCGGAAAAAUCACGCAUGUGAGACCUGCGGAAAGGCCUUCAGAGACGUCUACCACCUGAAUCGCCACCGUCUCUCGCACUCAGAUGAGAAACCCUUCUCAUGUCCCGUGUGCCAGCAGCGCUUUAAGAGGAAAGACCGAAUGAGCCACCAUGUGCGCUCGCACCAGGGUGGCGUCGAGAAGCCCUAUGUGUGCCCGCACUGUGCCAAGGCCUUUUCUCGCCCUGACCACCUGAACAGUCAUGUCAGACAAGUUCAUUCUACAGAACGACCUUUCAAAUGUCCGACGUGCGAAUCGAGCUUUGCCACUAAAGAUCGGUUGCGUGCUCAUAUGAUCCGGCACGAGGAGAAGGUUCCGUGUCACAUCUGCGGCAAACUGCUGUCGGCCGCUUACAUCACUGAUCACAUGAGGGUGCACAACCAGUCACAACACCAUGCCUGCCACCUGUGUAACAGAAGUUUUACGACGCUCACGUACCUGCGCAUACACGCUCAGAAGCAUCACGGUCAGGAGUGGAAGGAAAGCGGCUUCGGAUCCAGCGGUUCUGUUCUAGUGUGCCAUUUGUGUGGCGUACACUGCAAGACCCUCACGCAGCUGCAGGGCCACAUGGGUACCCACAAUCCCCCAGGCAGCAGCAGUGGAGAGGGCAUUUCUGAUGGCUCGCUGUCACUCAGUAGCAGCAGCAGCAGCAUGGCACCAUCAUCUGCUGUCUUCGUGAGCACCAACACCAUGGUGGACCUGCUGGUCACCGACUGUUCCUGCAUCGCACAGGAGCCACAGAGCUAGUACUGUAUGCCUGUAACACGCAUCUAUAUCCAUAGACAUCUACAUACAAUCACACACACACACACACACACACACACACACAAGCAUCCAGCUACCAAUCUGGACCUCUGUACAUACCUUUGUGGUGCACAGGACAUGUUUAUAAGAGUGGUAUAUACCAGGACUAUUCACUUAAAAUAAUCUUACUUGUUAAUGAUACUAUAAAAUAGUGUCAUUGCUGCAAUUGAUUUUCUAGAUGAAGUGUCUUUACAUUCUAAAAGCAAUCUGUAAAACUUUGGGGAAUAUGUGUGACCUGGAGCUCGCAACUAAAGAAUUUUUAACGGUCUCCUUACAUUAAGCAAUCAGGAAACUGCUUUUCACAGAGGUACUGUAGACCCUCGGCAUGUGCACAGGCAGGUCAUGUACGUUUCGCUAUAAAUAAGCAAGAAGCAAAGCUCGAUCUUAUACAAGGUCCUUUUAGAAUUAGGGAAGAGUCGUUAAUCUAUCUUACAGAAGUCAUUGCAAACACCAAGAUGUCUGGUCUCUCGUUUGAUAGUUAAAUUACAUGUUUAACUAGAGAGAAUAAAGCUCUCCGGUGUUUGUGUUCAGCUAUGGGCUACGAUUGCUGAGAUAUCACUUAAAUGUAGGUGCCUCUGAUCUAACGACGACUGCUCAUUGAUUCUAUAAAUUAAAUUCUUAAGUAUCGCUAAGUAUCUUGAUCUGAAAUUUUGCUUUUUGUUUUCGAAAAGUGUGGGAAGAAAUCCGUAAAAUAAUGAAAUAUUUUGAACAGAUAGAGAGAGACCUUCCUAGACCAGAUUUGGAGUUGCUACCAACAUUAGACAACAUCAGACUGUUGUCUUGUACAGUAGGUUUCCUUACAUGAGGACUAGCCCUGGUAUAUACUGUAUUCUCUCUCUCUCUCUCUCGCUCUCACGUACCAAUCCACAUUAUUGAGCAAAUACUGUGAAAAGAGCUAUUACACAGCUAACUGAGUGUACAUACACACACAUACACACUUACCAAUUACACAGCCACUGUAGCAAAUAAGGAAGGGAACUCGGCAUGAAUGAACACUACGCAUACGUCUCCACAGCACGAUUUAAAUUUUCAUUGUAUUAUUGCAACAUGAUCAGACAUGCCUGGGAAGUCUGCGGCGGCUUCAACCACGGCAUGAGAGCAAUUAGACACUUAACUACAGCACCAAGUACAAUUGCACUGGCUGGAUUUCUCUCCUUCGUUAUUCUUUAAAUCUGUUUCACACUUACUGCUGCAGGAUACAACGAUACUGUGAUUGUGACUUUCUACUGUAUGUCCUAUUCUGCACACGCUCUCUCUUCCACACUCUAUAAACCACAAAGUGAUAAAAAGGGGUUGAUUUUGAUGGGGAAAAAAUGAUAAUG